AUGCCACCAUGGUCGCUGAUAUCACCAGCCUCGCGAGGCAUUGGAUUUGCGCUCGCGAGAAGGGUCUUGCAAACCACAAAUGCGCCGGUCGUUGCGACAGCACGGAAGGACUUGGACAAGACCAAAGCAGAGCUCCUUGAUGGUCUUGAUAUGGACGAAAAAAGGCUCAAAGUUCUAAAACUAGAUGUUCUCGAUGAACAGACAAUCGCAGAUACAGCGGCGGCGUGUAAAAGUCAGUUCAGCGGCAGCUCGAAUCAGCUUCAGCUGGGGUUGAUAGUACCUGGAAUACUCUUUCCGGAGAAAUCGCCUACCCAGAUUAAUGCCGAUGAUGCGCUGUUGACUUUUCGAACCAAUACUUUGGGUCCAAUGUUGAUGCUCAAACAUUUCUCAUCCUUCUUGCCAAGAAAGUCUCACACCGUUGACAGAGAGCAAGAAGAGAUGAAUGGUUUACCAAGCAUAGCUACGAUGGCUAUCAUGUCAGCUCGUGUUGGUAGCAUCAGUGACAAUCGUCUCGGAGGAUGGUACAGUUACCGCGCAUCUAAAGCAGGUGUCAAUCAAACAGUAAAAACAUUCGAUAAUCAUCUUCGCACUGCGUCUGGAGAGAAUGCAAUGGCAGUGGCUUUACAUCCAGGCACCGUCAAGACCGGUUUAAGCAAGGACUUUUGGGCCAACGUCAAAAAGGAAAAGCUAUUUGAGCGCGAAUGGGUUGCUGAAAGACUUAUCGACGUCAUCAAGCAAGUGGGAGUCGAAGGACGAGGGAAGUGUUGGGAUUGGGAUGGGAAGGAAGUACUUCCUUGA
Molecule: messenger RNA, 798 nt
Organism: Bipolaris zeicola 26-R-13
Lineage: Eukaryota; Fungi; Ascomycota; Dothideomycetes; Pleosporales; Pleosporaceae
Exons: 2
Coding region: 1-798 (265 amino acids)
Source: RefSeq, a predicted model, not a curated record